AUGAAGAUAAUACCGCUGCAGCAGCCCCUCCGGGCAGUGGCUGCUGCUGGCGGCUUUCGGCCGGCAGCGACGGCCGCCUUCACAUUCUCAAGGGCACAGCGAAGGCCGGAACUGUUAUUAUGUGCGCGCCAGAGCCUCGACGACGGCAGCAGGCUGGUGGAGGGUCGUCGUACCGCCGCUGUCAAGUCGGCCGGUGCAUACCGCAUUCCGAACAAGAAGACGCUCAUGAAGAAGAUGGGCGCCAAAAAGAGUGGUGACCAAUAUGUCAUCCCUGGCAACAUCAUCUUCAAGCAACGCGGCACAAUAUGGCACCCGGGCGAGAACGUCAUCAUGGGCCGCGACCAUACGAUCCACGCCGCCGUGACGGGCUACGUGAAAUUCUACCGGGAUCCUGAUCUGCACCCGCACCGGCAGUUCAUUGGCGUUGCCUUCAACCGCGACGACACGCUCCCUUACCCAAAGCACGGCGUGCGCCGCCGCAAGCUCAACAUGGUGGCCGUGAAGCGCAAAGAACCCGCGCCGCGGAGCGAGGUCAGCGCCAGCGGCCUCCCGACGCGCGUCAUCCGCAGGGUGGGCCCGGAGCCGACGCCCGAGGAGAUUGCCGAGCCCGGCAAGGGCAAGCGCCCUCUGCAAAAGGUGCAGCACAACAUCCGCGUCCUGCGCGAGAACCGCAUCCUGCUGCUACACGACGACUACAGCUACCGCGAGUCCAACGUCGCCAUCGGUCGCCUGAUGGGUCGCUGGAAGGGCAAGACGCCCGGCUCCGUCCGCGCCGGCAGCAAGAAGGCCGUCUACCGCGCCAAGUACCGCGAGAGCCUCAAGCGCAAGGAGGUCUUCAGGCUCAUGCGCGAGGAGGACGCCAAGAAGAAGAAGGAGGCCGAGGAGAAGGCCAAGAAGGCCGCCGCCGACCUCGAGGCCAAGAAGGCCGCUGCCGCAAAGAAGGCCGCCGAGGCCAUGGAGAGGGCCAAGCAGCGCGAGGCCGAGGCCCUCGCCAAGUCCAAGGCCGAGGAGGCCGAAGAGAAGAAUGCAUCAAAGUCUUGA
This is a messenger RNA of Pyricularia pennisetigena, 1041 nucleotides long. RefSeq lists its product as uncharacterized. Gene Ontology annotation, molecular function: structural constituent of ribosome. The transcript has 2 exons. NCBI's taxonomy places the organism in Eukaryota, Fungi, Ascomycota, Sordariomycetes, Magnaporthales, Pyriculariaceae. Gene Ontology annotation, cellular component: mitochondrial large ribosomal subunit; ribosome. The record is from RefSeq and is a predicted model, not a curated record. Gene Ontology annotation, biological process: translation. Bases 1 to 1041 code for a protein of 346 amino acids.